This is a messenger RNA of Labrus mixtus (cuckoo wrasse), 3363 nucleotides long. It is a transcript of the gene cldnj, whose product is annotated as claudin j. NCBI's taxonomy places the organism in Eukaryota, Metazoa, Chordata, Actinopteri, Labriformes, Labridae. The record is from RefSeq and is a predicted model, not a curated record. Bases 1372 to 2004 code for a protein of 210 amino acids. The transcript is spliced from 2 exons. Gene Ontology annotation, molecular function: structural molecule activity. Gene Ontology annotation, cellular component: bicellular tight junction; plasma membrane. Gene Ontology annotation, biological process: cell adhesion; bicellular tight junction assembly.
GAAGAUAACAGCCAGAUGACAAGGCCAAGAGACUGAAAAAAAGACUUUAAUCAAAUGCUUUGUUGUCCAGGAUUUGUUCAUGCAACCACAAUAAGUAUGAUCUGAAUUUCACAGGGAUUUUAUUGUGGUCACAGUUCUGUUUGAUGAUUUAAUGUUACAGCACUUAAGGAUUUGUUUCAUCAGUGCGGAGAAUGAGCGAUGUGCACCACACCCAAACAGCUGUUCAUGAGGACUGAGUGACAAAACGCAUGUGAGAGGGAGUCUAGUAAAUACAUGUUACAACAACACACAACAUGUACAUUUGAUGAGCUGAAUUCGAUGUAUUUUUCUAUGUUUUCAUACAUUUCUGCCCUUAAAUAUAUCAUUUCAUUUGAAUGUAUGCAUGUCUUUCUGAAACUGUAAAUAAAGGUUUUUUUUAAUCAAUAUUGAAUGAUCACGUUGUGUAUGUUCUUCCAGAUUGAUAUUGAUAUUAUUAUUGAAACAGUUUAACAAUCGGAGAGAAAGGAGGUUUCAGGAAGAAGGAGGAAGGUGUGCCUCUCCCUCUAACCCCUCUACAGAUUUGAUUGAUAGCUAUACAAACAAUGAUACAUUGAUUUUUACAAAAGUAGCUCAGAGUUUAUCCUCAUAUAUUAUAAAAUACUCCAACUUUACUUCCUCUUUUUUAAGAGAACAUUUUAAUCUAACAUUUUCUGUUACAAUUAAAAUUAAACUGGUUACAUUAAGCAUGACCUCCAUAUAUAAAUAUAGGAUUAAGCAUAUUAGUGUUACUUAGAAUCUGAUUCAGUAAACUGAAAGAAGAAGAAGAAUCCUCAUGUGUGCAUGUGAGUUGUUGAUCAAAUGUUAAUUGUUCAAAAACAGGUGACUGUGGCCUUCCUGCAGCCUAUUCAGGACCUUCACAUCAGGACUAAUCUCACCUGAAACCAUCUCUCCUCAGAUCCCUAAUUGGGGAAAUUCCUCUGUGGCUCCUUGUGUGUGGAACCCAAUCUCCAUGGCCAGACCGAAGAGGCUUAAAUGAUCCUGCCUUGGAUAAAAUAGAGUCAUUAUAGUCCUAACAGCAGUUUUGGCUCUAUAACACUGCCUCUAUUCAUUUUUGAAACAAUCUGAUUCUCUCUCUACGUCUCUUAGCCCCCUCUCACUAUUUCCUCUUUUUUUUUUUUUUUUUUUUUUUUACAACAUUGUCAUCUGGGACCACAUGGCAUAGUGUGACCAUUUCCCCCAACAUGUCCCUCCUGCUGUCUUCUCACUGCUGAGGGAAACUAUCGAUUAGACCGUCAGACUGAGGAGUGCACAUCUUUCUCCAAAGAAAACCUGCAGCAGGCUUCAGCUCUCCAGCCUUAAAGGACUGACAUCCCUGAAAGGGUCUGCAGAGACAUGGCUCUGCAGGAGCUGGGUAUCAGCCUCUCUAUGAUAGGUGUAGCCGGCACCAUCCUGAUCUGCGCUCUGCCCAUGUGGAAGGUGACGGCGUUCAUCGGCACUCACCUGGUGGUCAUGCAGGUGUUCUGGGAGGGGCUGUGGAUGACCUGCGUCAGCGAGUACACGGGUCAGAUGCAGUGUAAGCUCUACGAUGCCCUGCUGGACCUGUCUCCUGACCUCCAGGCGGCCCGCGGCCUUCUCUGCAUCAGCCUGGUGCUGGGAUGUCUGGGCUUCCUCGUCUUUCUCCUGGGAGCACGCUGCACCAACUGCCUGGGUCACCCGAGGAUCAAGGCCCGGGUGGUGCUGAGCUCCGGGGCCAUCUUCUGCCUCUCGGCCCUCACCACUAUUGUUGCGGUCUCCUGGACCGCCAACUCCAUCAUCAGAGACUUUUACAACCCGCGCGUCCCCGAGGUGCUGAAGAGGGAGAUGGGAGCGGCCAUAUAUAUCGGCUUUGUGACGUCUGGGCUGCUGUUCUGUGGAGGAGCCAUUCUGUGCACGAGCUGCCCACAGCAGAGGGGGCGGUUCAGCUCCAGUGGGUACACGCUGGCCAGGACGGCCACCCACAGCUACGCCAUCAAAAACUAUGUGUGAAGUGAGGACUGCCAGCUGAACACAGAAAACACAAACAAACCAACACUUAAAGUUUUUCUAUGUGAUUUUUCACUCUUAAAUAUAAUAUAAAUCAAGUAUAUCCUCUGAAAAUAACUCUGUGAGUCAUGACUGUCUACAAUGGGUGUAACACCCGAGUCCCACUGUCUGUGAUGUUUUCAGAGUUUUCAGAGUCCUAUCUUCACUUUGUUUACAUCGCCAGGACGGCCGGCUGACUCCUCCCCUCGCGUAUAAAAGUGAAUACGCGGGAAUAUAGUUCUUGAUUCUAAACUUGAUUUUUAUUUUAAAAAAACAAACAAAAAAGUCAAGCAGCGGCACAAAACAGCAGAAUCUGGGUAGCAAAGCCGCACUUCACACCUGCAUGUAUAACAGCCGACGCCUUGAUCGAAUCUUGUGCUACUUUUCUUGUUUUUCUAAUAAACAGUGAGUGACAGGAACAGUUGUGGUUCACAGGGACACGAUUCAAAACUCACUAUGAAAUAGGCAAGGAUAAAAGACCUAUGCAUAGAACAUACUGUACUCACUGCUUAACUGUGUUUCUAGAUCACGCUCAUUUCAGGUAAAUUUACAUGCAGUGUGAAGAUACGAGCAUAAUAAAGAUCGCUAGCAUUAGCAUGCUAACACAACAAUGCAGCGCGAGUUGUUUUGGUUUCAUGCUGGUGCUCAAGGGGCGACAUCUGCUGGAUGAAAAAAAUCACAUAUAAAGCCUUUAAGGAUGAAUAAACUGAACUCUGUGAUCAAUGCAUUUAGCCAUACAUAGCGUUUACAUGCACAGACCACAUACAGGUACUGCAAAACAUGUCCAGACACAUACAAGGAAUGUUAGGUCAGUGACUUAAUAAUACUGAAGUAUGUUGUCGUUUUCCUUCUGACUGACACAGUCAUCAACACAGUUACUUUCAUUCCGUCCACUUUUGUGCCAAUACAACUAUCUACCAGUGUUUUGUGUUUUCUUAUUGUCAUUCCUUCACAUGGGUUUAAAAAUGAGAUGGGAUUAUGAGAAUGAUUUUUAGAUAUUAUUAGAUGAUUAGUGAGUCUGACACAUAAGUUAUAAACUUAUGUUAGAACUUUUUGAAGUAGUAAAUCAUACCAUGGCUUUCUUCUCCUCCUAUAUGAAGAACUACUUUGUUGCAAAAGACAGUUCGAUGUUUUAGUUAUAGCUGAAUGUUGUUGUUUUUAAGAGAAGAAAAACACGAUCAUGUUUUCGUCAUUGUUUUUUUAAAUUUUAAUCAGAGAAAGUUUGUCGUGCUAGAAAACUGUGGCGCCAGUGAAUUUCAAAAUAAACACUGCAAGAGCAAACGUGUGGCAGCUCAAUCUGUUUUUCCGUCAGGAGUCGAGGAA